Pteropus alecto (black flying fox) is the source of this 1232-nucleotide messenger RNA. RefSeq names its product distal membrane arm assembly complex 2 (gene DMAC2). Lineage: Eukaryota; Metazoa; Chordata; Mammalia; Chiroptera; Pteropodidae. The record is from RefSeq and is a predicted model, not a curated record. The transcript is spliced from 7 exons. The coding region runs from base 368 to 1105 and encodes 245 amino acids.
ACCACCCACUGGACUUGUUUCCCUUCCCUGACCCUGGUUUAAAGGACCACGGUCAGCUUUUCAGUCACAUCAUUCCCUUAAAGAGGUAGCGAGUGAGAACUGGAGAACAGGGCAGCUCAGGGGAACUGUGACUGCCAUCAGAGGGAAAGAAAGGUACUCUAACAGGAAGAACCUGUCCUUUCCUAAGGACAGGCUACAGAGUCCCAUUUUAAGGCCCAAGGGAGAGGGCGCUCUGAGCAAUUCCUAAACCCAAAAAGAGUAAAAGGUGUGUGCGCCUUUAAGAGGAAGGUUGGAAAACGGAGGCGGCCUGACGUCCCUUCACCUGGUGGCGCCAGUACGGAAUGGGAGUACCCUGGGCAUCCGUGGCAUGAGUACAGUGGCCCCGGAAGGCAAUCAGAGGAAAGGGGGGUUACUUCUCCAGUUUCUGGCUGACCGCUUCUAUGACGUGGAGGCUCUGAGGGAUUACCUGUUCCGAAAGCAGAUGUCAAAGGUGCACCAGAAAAAUCGAUCGUUCACCUACAUCAAGGAGCAAUACGGCCCAUACGUCGCAGGCGCCUAUUUCGUCCUGAAGCAAGGAGGCGCAGUCAAGUAUGACAGCAAAGGAACCUCUCAGCCCUCAGCUUCCAGGUUCCGGGGCAAGGAGUGGAUCCGGUCAAAUGGGCGUGGCCACUCCACUCUGGAGUUCUUGCAUUUCCAAGCGGUACCCGUAGAGGCUGUCGAUGCCAGUGACUGUGCCAUCAACUACCAAGGCCUGGACAACCUCUUGGCCCUGAAGGAGCUCCAGUCCCUGUCGCUGCAGCGCUGUCCCCAUGUGGAUGACUGGUGUCUCAGCCGCCUCUACCAGCUGGCCGACUCAUUGCAGGAGCUCUCGUUGGCCGGUUGCCCCCAAAUCUCUGAACGGGGCCUCGCCUGUCUCCACCACCUCCAGAACCUCCGCAGGCUGGACAUCUCAGACCUCCCUGCCGUGUCCAACCCAGGCCUCACUCAGAUCUUGGUGGAGGAAAUGCUGCCCAACUGUGAAGUUCUGGGGACCGACUGGGCCCAGGGCCUGAAGUCGGGGCUGGAGGAGCAGUCUCGGGACACAGCCAGCCCCAUGCCUGUCUAGCUUACCGCCCCCUCCACGUCAAGCUGGAUCUGGCAGAGCUGUGUUUAGUGUCUGACGGUUCUCCAUACUUCUGGCUUCCAGCUGGGCUCACUCACCGUGGGGGCUGGGGUGGGAUGAGGGGUGUGGC